UCACAUGGCCACGAAGUCACUCUGAAAGUAUGUUGGCGGCGUAUAACCCACAGGAACAUAUAAAAACCCCUUUCAGUGAGCGAUAGCCUCAAUGUAGCGAGCACUAUUUUCAGAGCUUUGAGUAGCGACAGGGUGCUGGAUACAAAACAGAAGACGAGUGAGUGACGGAAGCAGAAAAAUGUCAAAUCAAAGCCUGGUCUUGUUUCCUACUGUGAGCAGCACCACACCUCUAUUUUCAAACGGGUCCACCAGCACUGAUAGCACCUUAACUGGCCAGUUAGACCUAAUUGCAGCCAACGACAUCACCUCCAGAGCAAACUACCUCUACAGUUUAUUUGCUGCUUUGGGUUUCAUCGCUGGCUGCUUCCUGCUCUACAGCUUCAUUCAAACCUACAGAGCUCAGAGACGCCUGGCCUGGCUCGACUGCCUCCUCUGGGCCUUUUGUGGCUUCCAGCUUCUCCUCUUGCUCCUCUCUCUCCACAUUGUCACUCGCAGACCUGCCUACCUACAUACCACAGUUUUAGGCUGUGCUGCUCUGUCUUUCAUCAUCAAUGCAGUGUUUCUGUGUGGUCUGUUGGUGUUGGUUCUCAUGGCUUAUGUCCUCACUCUGGAUCCGCCGUCCCACGCCCUGCUGAGAAAGCCUGCUGUCUGUGUGGCUCUGGUGAUCCUGACGUCUGUGGUGCUUGCUGUGCUCGUGGCUGGAGCUCGUGGAACAUUUGAUGAUCUCCAUAAAGUGGAUGUUUGUGUCAUGGAUCCGGCCAGUUCUGGUGUUUCAUAUGCAGUUGCUCGGCUGUGCCUGGUUUUUUUGAUCCCCUACACCCUCCAGCUGGGACUCCUGAUUGGUGGCUGUGUUCGACAGUGGAAAUCCAAAGGACGGUUCCUUUCUGGUUCUGAAGAGGGUCCCAUGUUCCUGACGGUCACCUUAGUCAUGUUUUUCUGCCAGCUCUUCUACAGUGUGGUUCUGCUGAGAGGAGCACAACUACACAGGGACAGGCUGAGCCAUCACGAGGAGGCGUUUCUGAGUGUGGCCGAGUUUGUGCUGUUCUCUGGGAGCAGUUUCAGCCUGCUGCUUGUGCUCUUUAUGCACAGGCCAUGCAGAGAUAGUCUGCAUGGAGUGUACAGGCAGCUGAGGGACUGCUGCAGGAGCUCAGGACGCACGCAGUCAAACAGGAACAUCAUAGCUCCUCACAUCGAGAUCACAGACACCCUGCAGGACAUUGAAUCAUAGAGGAGAAAAAUAGGAAGUACUCUCAUCUAUGAGAGUUUCCCACUACAACGAAUUAAUGACUUUGAGAUAUGAUGUAGUUGAAUUGUCUUAUUCAAACAUUAAAUGCAUCUUCUGUCUCUUUGUCUAAUAUGUGAUAAUGUAAAUGUUUUUUUCAUAUUUGUGCAUUUUCCAUUUUAGUUUC
This is a messenger RNA of Notolabrus celidotus (New Zealand spotty), 1409 nucleotides long. RefSeq lists its product as uncharacterized. The transcript is spliced from 2 exons. The coding region runs from base 179 to 1228 and encodes 349 amino acids. The record is from RefSeq and is a predicted model, not a curated record. NCBI's taxonomy places the organism in Eukaryota, Metazoa, Chordata, Actinopteri, Labriformes, Labridae.